Oreochromis aureus is the source of this 1221-nucleotide messenger RNA. RefSeq names its product nesprin-1-like. Gene Ontology annotation, molecular function: actin filament binding. The transcript has 8 exons. Lineage: Eukaryota; Metazoa; Chordata; Actinopteri; Cichliformes; Cichlidae. Gene Ontology annotation, biological process: nuclear migration. Gene Ontology annotation, cellular component: cytoplasm; nuclear outer membrane; meiotic nuclear membrane microtubule tethering complex. The record is from RefSeq and is a predicted model, not a curated record. Bases 1 to 1221 code for a protein of 406 amino acids.
AUGUGUCCCAGUGUUGUCCAGCUGGAGAUGAUAUUUGUGUGGUGGGAGCGCUUCAGCAGUGAAUCAGCGGCCUUCUUUCUUUGGAUCAAUCAGAAACAGAAGGAGCUGGAGGCUGUCAACAUUUUCUCCUCCUCUGAUCCUUUAGACAAACACAUCAGCGCUGUAGAGGCCGUGGGGGAAGCUUUAGAGGAGAGAAAGGCGGUUCUUGCACUCAUGGAGGCCGACUGUGAGGCUCUGUCCAGGUUUGUGACUUCUGGAGAGGCCGGUCGCAUCCGGGCGCAACUUAACCAGACGAGACAAUACUGGGAAGAGCUGAAGGGGAGAGCAGAGCAGCUUGGCGUGCAGCUCAACCAGAGCGCCUCCUACAGGCAGAGAUGCAAUGAUAACCUUGAACAGGUUAAGAAAGCAGUUAGUGAUCUGAAUGAAAAACUGGACUGUCUGAUCACAUGCUGCGUAUCGUCAUUAGAGACCUACAAAGCCCUUCAGGAUCACAUUGAGGUCUGCCAGAGUGUUGAGCUUCUGAAGCCCAGGCUUAUGGCCCUGUGUUCGGCCACAAAAAGGCUUGGAGAGGGCAGCCAGCUGGAGAAAGAGGUGGCUAACCUCCAGAAGCAGCAGAGAGAGUUAAUGGAAAAGGCUUCAGAAAAGCAAUCUAUGUUAGAGAGCCUUCUAGCUCUGUGGCAGAGAUAUGAAAAGGAAAAUUUGUCCAUGAAAAGCUGGCUGGACAGGUGUGAGUCUGUAUGCUGCCCAGACACCAAACUGCUCUCUGCAGAUAAAGUAAAGCUUAGGAAUGAAUUACAAAAUGUGCAGGAAAUGCAGGUAGAGACGGUGUCACACGAUACUCUCCUUCAGGGCCUCGUGAAUCUCGGGCUUUGCCUAUACCCCACGGCACCCGAAGCUCGUAUCCAGGAGCUCAGUGAUGAUCUCACACAACUACAGGAGAGAUGCACUUCUGUGAAGAACAGCAUAAUACACAGAAUAAAGCUGCUGGAGCUGCAGUUGGAGCACUUGGAGCAGUUUGAUCAGGCACUGCUGCCCCUUACCCAGUGGAGUGAAAACUUCCUGUCUCUCUUGAGAAGCUCUUCCCAAGUUGAUAUUGCUGAUCUUGAGGCUGCGUUUAUUAAGCUGAAGAGGCCCAAGAGCAGCUCCAGGCAUGGAGAGAGGACUGCCUGCAACCCCUCAGUGAAUCCCAACGUCUCCUGCUGCUUCGUAAAGAGUCCCUGA